This is a messenger RNA of Rotaria sp. Silwood2, 675 nucleotides long. NCBI's taxonomy places the organism in Eukaryota, Metazoa, Rotifera, Eurotatoria, Philodinida, Philodinidae. The record is from the annotation of a GenBank genome assembly.
AUGAUAAAACCAUCCUCUUUAUCUUUUAUUUCUGCUUUUGUUCACAAUAUCCAUUUACCAUGUCUUCUUGAUACGGGUGCUACACAUUCAUUUAUUCAUACAUCCAUUGUUCGCCGUCUUCGUAAUGUCUCAAUUACAAACAUUAAACAACGUUUCACUUUAGCUGAUGGUAAUACCAACGUUAAUAUCAUCGGUAUUGUUCAUCUUAAUCUUCGUAUUGGUCAAAUCACAACACCUAUCUCUGAUUUUAUUUCGAAAUCGUUAUCUCAUCUCUGUAUUCUCGGACAAUAUUGGUUGAAUAAAUAUUCGGUAGAUAUUUGUCAAUCUACACAACAAGUGAUUAUUCAUACUGCUGAAUUGAGUGUCACGAUUCCAAUGGACCAUCGUAUUAAUCAACACCAUUUUCCUCUUAAAUCAACAAUUGCAAUCAUUAUUCCACCACAACAUGAAAGAAUUAUUGAAUUACAAUCACCUAUAUCAUCUUCUCCUCAAGUUAUUUUUCGUCCAAACCGAGUUCUUCAAUCUCAUAAUCUUGUUGCUAUACCUAAUGCCCUAAUAUCUAUUGACAAAUAUCGAACAUAUACCACUGUUGUUAAUCCUACUAAUAGAGUAUGCCGUAUUCCUAUUAAUACUAUGAUUGGUACAUUUACUAUUCCACCACCUAAGGCAUCCUAG